Messenger RNA from Sceloporus undulatus (fence lizard), 1988 nucleotides. Its product is annotated as lysophosphatidic acid receptor 6-like. Gene Ontology annotation, cellular component: membrane. Lineage: Eukaryota; Metazoa; Chordata; Lepidosauria; Squamata; Phrynosomatidae. Bases 45 to 1397 code for a protein of 450 amino acids. Gene Ontology annotation, molecular function: oxysterol binding; G protein-coupled receptor activity. The record is from RefSeq and is a predicted model, not a curated record. The transcript has 2 exons. Gene Ontology annotation, biological process: G protein-coupled receptor signaling pathway.
CAAAGGGAGGCAGAGAGAGAGCGCUUCCAAUCCCAAAGGCAUCUAUGAGAGAGAGAGAGACCCCUGCCUGCCCCCCCCCCCAGAAGAGAGAUGGGGCUCGAUCCGGAGGGAGGGGCCCGAUCCGCCCUGGGCCUGCCUCCGCCGGGCUCCUUCCCUUCCUCUUCUGGGAGAGCCCCGCCGCCAGUCCAGGGCCAGCUCCCGCGGCGCCUCUUCCUCUUUCUCUUCGUGGAAGCAGAAGGAGGCGCAGCAUGGAGAGCCCCCGACUCCUGCCGCCGCUAUCGGUGCCACCCCCUGCCGCCAGCUCCGCUGCGUGGAAUGAUGAUGAGGGCAUUGGCAGCGGCAACACCUCUUCCUCUGCCGGGGGCUGCUCAGAGCAUGCUGACUUCCAGUACCUGCUCUUCCCAGCAGUCUACAGCUUGGUCUUCGCCCUGGGCCUGGCUGGGAACCUCUUUGUCCUGGGCUACUUCCUGCGGACCAAGUCGGCCACCGCUCCGGCCAAUGUCUUCCUGGCCAACCUGGCCACCCUGGACCUGCUCUUUGUGCUCACGCUGCCCUUCCGCAUCACCUACCAUGCCCUCCGCAAUGACUGGGUCUUUGGCGAGGCCCUCUGCAAGCUCACCGGCGGCCUCUUCUUCGCCAACCUCUAUGGCAGCUCCCUCUUCCUGGCCUGCAUCUGCCUGGAGCGCUACCUGGCUGUGGUCCACCCCUUGCGCCACCUCCGGCUCCGACAGGCCCGGUACCGGGUGGGGGUCGCGGUUGGGGUCUGGGCCCUGCUGGCUGCCGCUGUCCUCUUCCUGGCCCUGCGGGGGCCACUGACCAGCCGCUUCACCGACGGCCGCACAGCCUGCCUGGAGAACUUCUCCUCCAGCUCCUGGAAGGGCCGCAUCUCGGGGGUCAGCCUCUUUGCGGCCGCGGUGGGCUUCCUCCUGCCCCUCGGCCUCAUUGGCGUCUGUUACCCACUGAUUGCUCGGCGGCUGCUGGCCGCUCCACGGCCGGGCUCCCAUCAUGCUGUCCGGCGCAAGGCCCUGCGGACGGUGCUGGUGGUGCUGGGGGUCUUCCUGGCCUGCUUUGCCCCCUACCACCUGGUGCAGCUGGUCCACACUCUGGGCCGCGCUGGUCUCUUGGGCGGCUGCCCGCUAAUCCGAGCCACCUACGUGGCCCGAAGGGUCACCAUGGCCCUCACCAGCCUCAACGCCUGCCUUGACCCGCUGGUCUACUACUUUGCAGCCGAGCGCUUCACCUGGAGGCCCCGCUGCUGGGGCUGUGGAUGCUGCUGCUGUGGCCCACUGCGAGGGGAGCAGCCCCAGGGGGCCCUGGGGCGGCUGCGGGGGUUGGCUCCCACCAAGGGCUGCUGCUCUUCCUCCUCAUCCACUGUGUCUGGCAGCCCAGGGCAGUGAAUGCUAUGUGGUGCAGGGGGCCCUCUCUGGGCAUCUGGACCUGAAAGAGUGGGGAAUGGCACCUCAGCCAGCUCACCGGCCCUCCCUCCCUUAUGCCAAGGCAGCGGACACUGGGGCAGGCAUUGGUCGCAGCAGAAGGAGCCUUCCCGAGGGGCACCAGGGUACUGCUGCAACUGGGGGUGGUGGUUGUGCCUGUAGUGUGUCUCUGUGUGGGCUGCCCAAUUAGGGUGCAGGUGCUGACGCCCGGCCUGGUGCAAUGGAGGGGUGAUGCCCUUGUGCCUUCCUGGUGGUGGAGCAGAGAUAGCUCUGGUCACCUGGUGGGGUGGUCAUCCUUGCAAAGUGGACACGGCUCCCUCUUUGUUCUGCUGGAGCCCUUGCCUUGCUGGACCCCAGUGGCUUCAGCCAUGCUGCCCAUUCCUGUCUCGCACCUGCCUGGCCUGGGGCUGCUUCCUGAGGACAGCUGCUGGCUUUAUCUCCUCCUCCUCCUCCUCGUUUUCUUGUUUUCUGCAGGUCCAGAGACUAGAACACAGAACAAUGGAGGCAAGCUGCAGGAAAAAAGAUUCCACCUAAACAUUAAGAGGAACUUCCUGA